This is a messenger RNA of Cucumis sativus (cucumber), 1587 nucleotides long. RefSeq names its product tropinone reductase homolog At5g06060. Bases 196 to 1194 code for a protein of 332 amino acids. Gene Ontology annotation, molecular function: oxidoreductase activity. NCBI's taxonomy places the organism in Eukaryota, Viridiplantae, Streptophyta, Magnoliopsida, Cucurbitales, Cucurbitaceae. The transcript is spliced from 6 exons. The record is from RefSeq and is a predicted model, not a curated record.
UCUAACACUAAAAUUUGAUUGUCCACAAACUAUUUUCCAUUGUGAGUUGCUGUGAUUUUAUAAACUGAACUUCUUAUUUGAGUGUUUUUUUUCCAUUGUUAAGAAAAAGCUUGUAUAAUAUUUAGCACAGCAAAUCGCAUGGUAGCAAAACCUGCAAUCUGUUGAGGCCAUCCCCCAAAGCGAGAGGGCAGAAGAAUGUUAUUGGUUCUUGUUUCUCCUUCAUCCUUUCCAUCAUUCUCUUCUUCUACCUUCAACAAAUCCCCUUUCUCAACAUUCUCUUCAUUUCCCAUUUUGUGCUCAUUCAACUCUUUUUGCCUUUUCCCAUCACAUUCUACUCACAAGCUCAUCAAGCGCCUGAACCCCAUUAGAAAUCAAACUGAAUCAGACUUCAAUAGCAAAUAUGGUCGUACCCCAGUUGACGAUCGGUGGUCUCUUCGCGGAAAGACGGCUCUCGUUACCGGUGGCACUCGUGGAAUCGGGCGUGCGAUUGUGGAGGAAUUAGUCGGUUUUGGGGCGAGAGUGCAUACUUGUUCUCGGAAUGAAGGUGAGUUGAGACAGUGUUUGAGGCAUUGGAAGGAUUUGGAAUUUGAGGUUUCUGGGUCAGUCUGUGAUGUGUCUGUUCGAGCUCAGAGAGAGGAGUUAAUGGAGAAUGCGGGUAAUACUUUUGAUGGGAAGCUCAACAUUCUUGUGAAUAAUGUGGGAAGAAAUAUACGAAAGCCAACAACAGAAUUCACAGAUGAAGAAUUUUCUUUUCUUAUGAAAACCAAUGUUGAAUCAGUUUUUCAUUUAUCACAACUUGCUUAUCCUCUUCUAAAAUCAUCUGGCGAGGGAAGCAUUGUAUUCAUGUCCUCGGUCUCAAGUUUUGUGUCUCUGAAGUCCAUGUCUGUUCAGGGAGCGACCAAAGGAGCUAUCAAUCAACUCACAAAAUAUUUAGCUUGUGAAUGGGCAAAAGACAACAUAAGGAGCAAUGCAGUUGCCCCAUGGUACAUCAAAACAUCAAUGGUGGAACAGGUGCUGAGUAACAAAGCAUAUGAAGAAGAGGUAUAUUCCCGAACCCCGCUUCGACGCUUGGGCGAACCAAGUGAAGUAUCAUCCUUAGUUGCAUUCCUUUGCCUACCUGCUUCAUCUUAUAUUACUGGCCAAAUCAUUGGUGUUGAUGGAGGGAUGUCUGUUAAUGGCUUUGACCCAAAAUAACAUUAUAAAUGAACAUCUUCUAUUUAUCCCCACUCCCCUCUCGGAUAUGUCUAGUUCGAGUGUUGAUUUUUCUUUCACUUGCAAGGAUGACACUCGCAAACAAUUGAUUGAAGCUUUUCGUUUCUUUUUCUUCAAAAUGUUAUCAUGCUGAAUGGUUCAUGAUAUUUGAAAGGAAAAACGAGUUCUAUAGUUUGGGGAACAUUGAGGUAUGAUAGGAACCAUGACUACGGCUUGCUUUCGAAUGUGAUUGCUUUUGCAGAGAUGUGUUUAUGUUAUAAACUAUCAUUGUAGAUGAAGAAUAAUUUUUACUUAAUUUUUUAGAAAUUCAUUUUGGUAUAGAUAUCCGUGUGUAUUUGAAUGAUUAAAACCCAUUUAGCUUAUGAAUUAUUUCAA